Molecule: messenger RNA, 1473 nt
Organism: Haliaeetus leucocephalus (bald eagle)
Lineage: Eukaryota; Metazoa; Chordata; Aves; Accipitriformes; Accipitridae
Gene: SHB
Product: Src homology 2 domain containing adaptor protein B
Exons: 6
Coding region: 1-1383 (460 amino acids)
Molecular function (GO): phosphotyrosine residue binding
Source: RefSeq, a predicted model, not a curated record
AUGGCCAAAUGGCUGAAUAAGUACUUCAGCCUGGGCAACAGCAAGACCAAGAGUCCCCCGCAGCCUCCGCGGCCCGACUACCGAGAGAAACGCAACGGUGCCGGCAGCGCGCCCCGCCCCGACGAGCCGCCGCACCUCCACCUUCACCACCACACGUCGCCCGGCUUUCCGCAUCGCCGCCUGCGCGACGACACCAGUGACCUGCUCCGCGCCUACCGCGCCCAGAAAGAACGCGACUUCGAGGACCCCUACAGCGGACCCGGCUCGUCCCUGAGCAAGUUGCGCGCCAUGUGCCGCCUGGACUACUCCACGUCCGAGGACGUGGGUGAGGCAGCCCCCAAGACUUUCUCCUCCUCGUCGUGCUGCGCUGCACCCCCUGCCGCCUGUGCAGCCGGCUCCGCACACCUCUUUCGCAGCCACAGCGAGCGCCGCCCGGCGACGCCGCCCAACGUGAAGUACAUCUCCCCCAGGCACCGGCUUAUCAAGGUCGAGAGUAGCGAUGGCGCAGGCGAGAAGCUCAACAAGGGCUCCAAGCAGCUGGCGACCUCUGUCCCCUCUGCCAUGAAAGAUAAAGUAUUGAUAGCUGAUGACUACUCAGAUCCGUUUGAUGCCAAAAGUGAGUUGAACAGAAUGGGAAAAGGGGAGAACACUGGCUAUAUGGAACCGUAUGAAGCCCAGAGAAUAAUGACUGAGAUUCAGAAGCAGGAAGGCAUGAAGUCCCAUCAGAACAACCUGCAGCUCUAUGACACACCCUAUGAACCAGAAGGCAGUGGUGUGGAAUCCGAUUCUGAAAGUGUGGCGAGUCACCGUUUACGAGAAAACAAAUUGCCCCAGGAUGAUGACAGGCCUGCAGAUGAGUAUGAUCAGCCAUGGGAGUGGAACAAAGUCACCAUCCCAGCUCUGGCAGCCCAAUUUAAUGGAAGUGAGAAACGGCAAGCAUCUCCUUCUCCCUCAAAUGACCAGCGCAGGCGGUUAAGAGCACCUGGAGGAGGCUUUAAACCCAUCAAACAUGGCAGUCCAGAAUUUUGUGAGAUCCUGGGAGAGAGAAUAGAUCCAACUAUUCAACUGGAAAAACAGAUAUGGUAUCAUGGAGCAAUCAGUCGGACAGAUGCAGAAAACCUGUUACGUUUAUGUAAAGAAUGUAGCUACCUUGUAAGAAAUAGUCAAACAAGCAAGCAUGACUAUUGUCUUUCACUGAAGAGCAGUCAAGGUUUUAUGCACAUGAAACUGAUGAAAACCAAAGAGAAAUACAUCCUGGGUCAGAACAGCCCUCCCUUCGACAGUGUUCCUGAAGUCAUCCACUACUACACCACAAAAAAGCUGCCUAUCAAAGGAGCAGAACACUUGUCACUGCUCUACCCUGUAGCUGUACGGACCCUUUGAUAACCUAGUCUCACCCCUUCCUGUGGAUAGGAGGUGAGAGGUAAGCUGGGUUGCACAGGAUUUUUGCAGAAAUUCAGUGCUUGAGUCUGU